AUGCCUAACAGACAGCCUGAGCUGUACGCUGCGGCUAUCGUGCCCUACACGGCUGCUGCUGUGGCGCUGGUGUCGCGGAUCGCGUCGCGGCGUAGGGCGAGAACACCGCAGCUUGUGUGGGAGGACUAUUUGGCUGUUGUUGCGUUUGUAGUUGGAAGUGGAUUUACAUUUAUCAGCCUUUAUAAGAUGCGAUGGGGUCUCGGGAUUCCAUUGGAGAACAUUGGUCUCCCCGAAGACCAGAUUGUGCGCCACUACUUCCUCGAUCUGUGGGCCGACAUGUGGAUGUACACCUUCUCCGUGGGACUGUCGAAAUUCGUCCUCCUGGGCUUCUACUGGCGGACUUUCGGGCUGUCCAUCAUACGGCAGCCUAUACGGAUUCUCUUCGUCUGCUCGGCUUGCUGGAUCGUCGUCAGAGUCACCCUCAUCUCCAUGCAAUGCCAACCGAUCCGCAAGUUCUGGGACCAGGACGUCCCCGGAAAAUGCCCCAUGACGCCCAUGAUGUCGCUCUUCGGCACCGCGGUUCCUCACCUCAUCAUCGAAUGUGCAAUCCUGCUCUGUCCCAUCAUUGAGAUCUGGAGGCUGCAUUUGCCGCUCUCUCGCAAAGUCGCAGUGGCAGCCAUGUUCGCAUCUGGACUGCUUGUCUGCGGCUCAGCCCUAGCAAGCGUCGUCCACACCGUCGCGCUCGAGAAGAAAAAAGACAAGGAUCUGACGUGGGACGGCCUGGACGACCAAAUCUGGGCCGUCUGCGAUGUGAAUCUAGCUCAUUUCUCAACCUCCCUUCCCCUCCUGCGCCCCGUUUUCCGCCCUGUGUUCCGCUCCUGGGGAAGUAUCUUCAGCGGCUUCCGCUCCAGCUCGGGGCACUCGGAGCCCUCGCUGAACGGCAAGUCGGUCCCUACAGUUGGCAGCGCGCCGAAAAAGCGCAGGCGAAACCACAAAGAUGUAUAUGCCGAGUCGACGGUUGAGUUUGCUGACGAGGGCGGGCUGAUGGGGAGUGACGGUAUGCAGAAAGCAAUUGCUUUCCAUGAUUUCGCGCCGAGAAACGAGGGUGUGGAGGAGGGAGAUGGGAUAUAUGUGGGGAAUGAGAGGAGGGUUGGUGGUGCGAUAGUGUAG
Dothidotthia symphoricarpi CBS 119687 is the source of this 1110-nucleotide messenger RNA. RefSeq lists its product as uncharacterized. Bases 1 to 1110 code for a protein of 369 amino acids. The transcript has 7 exons. The record is from RefSeq and is a predicted model, not a curated record. NCBI's taxonomy places the organism in Eukaryota, Fungi, Ascomycota, Dothideomycetes, Pleosporales, Dothidotthiaceae.